This is a messenger RNA of Drosophila busckii, 3235 nucleotides long. Its product is annotated as nose resistant to fluoxetine protein 6. The record is from RefSeq and is a predicted model, not a curated record. NCBI's taxonomy places the organism in Eukaryota, Metazoa, Arthropoda, Insecta, Diptera, Drosophilidae. The transcript has 8 exons. The coding region runs from base 179 to 3232 and encodes 1017 amino acids.
UUGACUCGUCGUCGACGACUCCCUGCUAUGUACAGAUUAUGAGCAUAAUUAGUCUGUGUGUAAAGGUUGAGUAAACUACUAUAUGUAAGAGGAGCACGAAGGCGAGGCACACAGCUUGCUAGCGCUUCCAUGUCCACAUAUAGAAAAAGAAUAGGAGUGAACUGAAGCUGCAGGAGUCAUGAUUGGUGGUGGGUCAAGAGCGAGUUGCUGGAUUUGGUUGACAAUAUUGCUGGUGGGAUUGCUGUUGCCGCAGAGCAGCAACGAGCUGAAGCGUGAGCUAUGCCAGGGCGGCGCUGAUGAUUCCCAGGGCUGUGCACAGGUGUCCGACGCUCCAACGGGAGCUAGAAAAACGAAAACGAAACGCUUCAAGUUUCACAAAAUCGAACUGCUUGAUGAUAAAGAUGAUGACAAAGCUGCAGCUGAAGAUGAUGAUGAUGAUGAUGAUGCUGACGACGACGACGACGACGAAGCAGAUGCUGAUGCUGGUGGAGAGCAGCAAGAUGACGAUGACGAUGAUGAUGAUGAUGAUGAUGAGGAGCAGGCAUCAGCUGGCAAGCAACAAGACGGUGAUGAAGACGAUGAGCAGGCUGAAGAUGAAGACGAGGAUGGUGAAGAAGAUGAAGAGGCUGAAACUGAUGACGAUGACGAGCCGCCAAGUUUUCUGAGCAGCAUCUAUGCUGCGCUGCUGGGCAAUCAAACGGAGCAAGCUGCGGCGCCGGAGCAGCCACAGUAUCCCAAUAUUAUUGGCUGGCUGCACUGGCUCAUGGAGCCUGCAGCUGAGGAGCCGCCGCCAAGCAAGAAACAACAGCAAAAGCAAAAACAAAAGGCUGCUAGCAAAGAUGAUGCAGGCAUAGAUUGGAUGAGCUAUCUCAAGCGCUGGCCACUGGACAGUCUGUUCGCCGGCGACAGCGAGGAGCACGAGGAGAAGCCAUCCAAGCAGCGUGAGCGUGAGCGCGAGCGACAGCGCAGCAAAGAGAGCAGCGGCAGCAAACGUGCAGCCAAGAGCAAGAUUCAGCUGGAGGAGCAGCUGGAGCUAUUGAUACACACGCUUCCCGCAUUCAUUGGCCAAUCCUCGCAGGUGCAAAGCGGCGAGUGCCAUCAGCAGCUGGAGCUGCUGCAUCAAGAGCUGCAUGCCCACAAGCUUUGGACGCUGCAGAUGCUGGAUGCCACUGGCAAAAUCGGCGCUGGUCUGCUCCGUGGCAACAUCAAUCAGUUUGGCGACUUUGAUCAAUGCGUGCAGCUGUCCGCGGGCAUCAAGGAUAAGCGCAAGCGGCUCUAUGGCAAGUACUGUCUGGCGCAGAUUGAGCUGCGCUCCAUGGUCAGCACGUUGAAGGAGCCGCUGCAUCUGCUGCAUGGACGCAGCCUCUGGCAUGCGCGUUUGAAUAAUCCCAAACACUUUGCUCCACGCUAUAAUCUCGCCAACUGGGGCAUCUGCCUGCCGCACGCCUGUGGCGCCCAUGUCGUCCACUCCAUCAUUGAGACCAGUCUGCGUCCAUACAACGAUACGGGCAUUGAGUUCUAUGUCGAUGUCCAGGACGAACAGUGCAGCGUCAAGCAGCGCAAAAGCUUCUGGAAGCGACUCUCCAAGGAUAACAAUCUAUCCAUGAGCUGCUUUGUGUUUGGCAGCUUGGCCGCUGCUUGCGUCUUGUCUGUGCUCUACGAGCACUGGAGCUGGAUUAGCGCCAAGCUGCCGCGCAUGUCCAGCAGCGAGGACAAACCCGCCGAGACCGAAGAGCCCGCUGAAGCAAUCGAAGAGCUGCAUGAAGAAGUUGCAGCAACAACCGAAUUCGAAACUCCAUUGGGCUUGCGUGUGUUGAGCGCAUUUUCGCCGCCGCGCAAUUUGCAGCUGCUGCUGUCGCUAGAUGGCGCUGCUGAGCUGGAGUUUCCGCUGCUGCAGCUGCUGCGUCUGCUGAGCAGCUUCAUGCUCUAUUUGAGUCUCAAGUACAUCAUGGCUGGCCACUUGCCCUUCAGCAAUCGCGACGCCUUUGUGGGCACCGUCAAUGGCAACUGGAGUUUGGCCUAUCGGCUGCCGCUGCUCUACAGCGAUGUGCUGCUCCUGCUGAGUGGAUUUCUGCUGGCGCAGCAGCUCAGCCUGGAGCUGCAGCAAAGCGGCAGCAUGAGCUUUCUGCGCCACGUGGCCAAUCGACUAAUGCGCUAUCUGCCCAGUCUGCUAGCCGUGCUCGCCUUUCAAAUGUGGAUUCUGCCCCAACUGGGCAGCGGUCCGCUCUGGCAGCUGCUCGUCGGCGAGAAUGCGCGUCUCUGCGAGCAGCACUGGUGGCGCAAUGCUCUGAGCGCACAGAAUGCAGCGGAUCUGGAGCAAAUGUGCCUGCCGCUGAGCGUGCAGCUCUCGCUGGAUAUGCAGCUCUUCUUUCUGGGCGCACUGGUCGUCUGGCUUUACUACACGGACGCCGAGGCGGGCUUCUUCCUCUGCGGCGCCUUCCAUGUGCUCUCCGUGGCCGCGCGUUUUGCGCGCACGCAAAGGGAGCAUCUGGCUCCAGCGCUAUUCCAUGGCAUACAUGUCAGCAAAUUCUACCGCACCGCCAACUUGAUCUACAUCUCGCCCAUCUGCCGCGCCAGCUGCUAUCUGCUGGGCAUUGGCGCUGGGCUGCUCCAUCGCAGCGAGAACAAGCCCAUGCGCAUUAAUCUGCCGCAGCGCUUUAGGCGCGCUGGCCACGCCCUCGCCGCUUUGGCUCUGGCCUGGUGCUGUUGGCUGCCAGCGACGAGUGUGCGCAACAAGUUUGUCUACAAUGCCGCCGAGGCGGCUGGCUACCUCGCCUGGUGUCCACUGCUCUUGGGCUUGGCGCUUUGCUGGUUUCUGCUGCUGGCCCCGCCGACGCCGCAGUUGCCACCGCUGCUAACGCAGGCGCUGCUGCUGCUCUCUCGUCUGGACAUACCGCUCCAGCUGUCCACCUAUGUCGUCGUGCUCUGGCAGACGGCGAGCGUCAAGGAGCCGCAGCAGUUUCAGUUCAGCGAUCUGCUCAAUCUUCAAGAGCUGCUGGCGAUUUUAGGCUUUGCUCUAGUCCUAGCUUUCCUGGUGCAUGUGCCCGCCCAGCAGCUGGGACAAUUGCUGCUGGAUUAUGUGUUCCGAGAGCGUCCGGCUGCGCCCGCAACUGAGUCCGAGUCCAAGGCUCCCGAGCUGGUGGAACAAAGCGCUGCCGCCACAACAACAUCAGCAGCAGCUUCUGAAGAAGAGGAGGAAGAGGAGGAGGAGGAGGAAGAAGAGGAAGAGUAGUUA